AUGGAUUCAGAUACUGGAAGUGUAUCCCUCCCUCCAGAGGCUCUCGAAGAAAGUCUUGAAAGCGAGGUGCAAUUUGGCAGCCGACAUCAUUCAAUUUUAGAAACCACGAAGGAAUUCAACAAAACUAUUCUGGAAGACGUUGUCGAGGAAAAAGAAAACGAAUGUUGCAAAGUUCCUAGCGAGGCUGAUUUCUAA
This is a messenger RNA of Haemonchus placei, 195 nucleotides long. The record is from the annotation of a GenBank genome assembly. NCBI's taxonomy places the organism in Eukaryota, Metazoa, Nematoda, Chromadorea, Rhabditida, Trichostrongylidae.